CUAGCUAGCUAGCUGCACACUGUAACUCAAGCUUACUGUACCGUGCUAGCUGUAUGUAUUAAUAUACAUAGACUGGCUGCUACGUGAAUAUCAUCAUAGCUAUAGCUACGAGUGGAGGAGCUGUACGUCCUGCUACCACGGCUGUGUGAGUGAUAAAUUCCUGAGAGAUUUGGAAACUGUUCUGAUAAAUUGAUAUCUGGAGAUUGUACUGUUAAUUGACAGUGAACUAUGGACAACUCGUCUGAGUGGGUGGACGCUGUCACAAGACGUCUGAACUCAGCGCUCCCCCACCAUACCCAGAACCAGCUAUGGACGCCCGCUAACGAGCAGCUGCUUCAACAAACAACUAAGUGCGUCAUCGGUAUGACCUCUGAAGCCUUCUCCUCCGUGAUCGGGAGUCUGGGUGCUCUGCUGCAAGAUCUCAUCAAGGCCAACCCCCCUGCGAGUGCUAGUCCCGAGAUGGUGAGAUCGUACCUCUUCAUACUGGAGUGUCUCAAGAGCUGCCUCGAAACGCAUGUGGACUCCCCCCUGGACGAUGAGGAGUUGAACUCUCUUCGCCAGCUGGAGCAGAAGAUAACGAUGCUGUGUCUGUUACAAGGAGGGGAGGGAGCGGGUGACAUCAGAGGAGCCUCCAAUGGUGUGCUGUAUCACCUCAGUGGACUGCAAUUCCAAGGCAUCUUUAACAAGAUCAUUUUAAGAAUCACCUCACUCAACCGUGGCUCCGCCCCCUCGGCCGCUAACUCGUCCUUCUCGUACCUCCCCGGCCUAUACACGGCCAACGGAAGUGUCCCCUCUGUUCCCUCAGGGCAGCAGCCCUGCGUCAUAGAGCUCAUACCUUACCUCAACCUCAAUGCUUCCAGGCUACAGCAAAUACUGCAAGUGAUCAUCACAAGUUUCAAGGACCUCAAGAACUCCAAACAGAAGCAGCUGUUCCUCUCACUACCCCCUAUCCUCCAUCGCAGCAUCUGGAACUUCAUUCAAGACUACCCAGACCAGUUCAACGGGUUGCUUAACAACGAGUUCCCUUCUCUUUCGAGAUCGGCGGACAAGCUGUUCACUUUGUGUGACGAGUAUGCAGACAAUCUGAGGAGGAAGAUACAAAUAUGGCCACUACAAAACACCAUUCUCAUCCUCUGUCCACACAUCCUGCGUGACGUGGCUGAGAACGGGUUGGACGGCUCCUCCUCACAGUACCAGCUGCAACGUUCGUUUCUAUCGGCAAUCAUGAAGGGUCUCUCCAACAAGCAGCUGGCAGAGGCAGCCACCAUCUGUUCCAUCGACCAUUUCAAAGCUGGCUCAUUUGUGAAGGAGAGGAGUCAGUCGUUUUUCAGGUUCUUCAUCUCCCAGAUACAGGGGAAGCUGCAUAGCCUUCUCUUCUCCCCAUCGGCCCUGUUUCUUCAUCACCCGUCCAGCAUAGCAGCUGGCGUACCAACAUUCAGUGAUCUGGACCUCAUGAUCACAUGUGUUGUGGCCCAGUUCCGUACCAAUCAUCGGAAUAGCCACAUUUUCUCUGUGUGUCUGGACCCUCUCUCACCACCUGUAUUCAGACUGGCCUUCGUGGAGGGUCUGUGCACAGUGCUUAAGGAAAGGCACAUGAGCUGGUGGCCAAAGGACAAUGCCAUGCACCUGUAUGGCUCAGCUCUCAAGGACAUCUUCAAGCAUCUGCUCCCGUUUUUUCGUCGCUAUGACACGUUGGCCGGGAACGUCUCUGCAGAUGUGAGGGCAUACCUAGCGUCCCCCUCAGCCGCCACAACCAUGCUCCAGGCUAAGAAGAGCAGUGACCGGAAGCAGCUGGUUGAGAUGGUAACCAACUACCAGCUGAUGAAAGGAAUCACCAAGUUGUUCACUCUGGACCCUAUGCUGGCUUUAGUCUCUCCCACGACGGACCAUCUUUCGGAGUGCCUGGUGUUCAUGACGGGACUGGUAGGGCUAGUCCAACACCAGGGGAUUUCCCUCCUCCCUAUCGAGGCCUCCAACGUCCUUCUCCUCCUCCAUCAGCCGGAGAAUAUCAAGAACUGGGACCCCAAAGACCCCAUGGCCGCAUUUUGGGACGUCAGUGGACAGGUCACCUACUCAAUCGCCCUGAAGCUCUUCAGUCGUAAAACCAAUGAUCCAAUUCAAUUACUCAACUGGCUCAAACAAAUCCUCUACUAUCGCACCAAGUUUCUACGGCAACACGAAACAGAGGCGUCCCUCGGAAGCAGCUGCAAAAUUCUCCAACAGACGUACACAAUGCUCGAGACUGUUCUUCUCCUUUUCCUAAGACACACAAACACGGAAGCCGUUCAAAUCUCUCUCUCGUGUUUCGAGUACCUUGUACAAGAGGCAGAGCUUGUGCAGAAUCCAAUUGAGGGAAUUUCCAUACCGUACGCUCCUAACCUUCGCUCCUAUCGUCAACUCAGUGAGCUGAGUCAGCACAAAUUGAUCGGACGAGCCCAGCAACAGAAACAGAACAGAGCCAUCCUCAAGAGUCUGGUGCACACUCCAGGCAGUGCCCUGGCCUGGGAGGAUACUUACUCCUCGUGGAGAGUCACCAAGUCGCUACUACUGACAUACCAGAAGCCCAAAGAUGACACAGUACAGCAAGAGUACCUGAGUCGACUCAACAUUCGGAGUAAAGUGACCUCCACGUCAAACUUGCCCAAAGAUCCUCAGCUAAGUGAAGAGAACCUACAAUCCGAGCUGAUGAACUGGACCAAUAUGACCGGGUUUCUGUGCUCUCUGGCGGGUGUGUCAACGAAAUCAUCAGCCUACCCCCUGUUUCUGUUGUCAGGGGCAUCCAACAUGCCUGACGGUGUUGACCCGGCACUCUCUGCUCCGUCAAUGUCUCCACCACAUUCGUCUCCUAUACAUAUACGAGACCCCAUCCACCCUGUGAGCCUGAGGGUGAAGAGGAGCUCCAGUUAUCACGGCCGUCCCAAGAGUGUCCACACCCCCUACAGUAGAUCGGGUCACCAUAGUGAGACAGCGACAAAUUUGACUCGUAUAGGAAGUGGUCCAGGUGAGAACACGGUCAUCGUCCAUGACGACAAGAAGCCGUCACGAGGGUCACAAACCGAGUCAUUCAUAUCUGAGCUCAUGCUUCUACUGAGAUGUGACAACGAGACCCUGGGUGUCCAGUUACGAGAGACGGUGAAGGAGUUGAUCUCCUAUGAACUUAGUCCCUCGGUCUACCUCUAUCUAUUCCAGUGCAUCAUGUCCGAGUCAGCCCAGGUGUUUUCUGAGGGGGGUGCUCUGGUGCAGGAGAACAACACAGCUCUGAUAGAGCAGCUGGUAUCCAUCGUACAACACGUCAUUGACACCAAGACGGAGGGAGCGUUGGAACAUCUCGGGCACGUCAAGAUGGACGACAUCGUGCUCAACCUGAUCAUGUACGUGAACAGCCUUGACCCGUGUGAGCACACUCUCACCAUACGUAUCAAACUCUGUCAUCUCAUCGAGACGCUCAUGACCAAGUCACGUGACCUAUCAUUCCGAGCAGAGGUACAAUUCCGUAACCAAGUGGCCCAGGUUCUGGCUCGGUGGUUGAGGGGCGAGGUCUAUAUCUCAGAGAACAUCUCACAUGAGCAAAACCUCCACAAUGAGCUGGAUCUGAACGUGUUGCGUGCCAUGAGUCUGGUGAUGUCAGGGCUAGUGCUCCAGUCCAAAAACAACGUUGUUCACGUCUUUGAAGAGAAGGAGAAGCUGUUCUUAAAGCACUUUGAUGCAUUCAUCAACCUGAUCAAUGCUCUCAACUCAGUGGACUGGAGUUCUCUGAGCACCCUCCACAAGCAGCCCCUCCUCCGUCACACAGCCUCCCUCAGGGAGCAUGUGGUUAGGGCUAUGUCCAACAUGCUCACUGCCAACAUAGACAGUGGUCUCACCCACGCCAUCAGUCUCGGCUAUCACGAGGACUUGAACACACGGAGCAGUUUCAUCGAAGUCUUGACAUCCAUCCUACGCCAAGGUGCUGAGUUCAACUCACUUGCCGACACAGCACUUGUCGACCGCUACAACCGAAUGUUGGCCCUGGUUACCCAGGAGACGGCCGAGGGGGAAUUCCCCAUUAUGAUGGCUCUCAUUAACUCUGUCCCACAGGAAAGCAUGGACGAGUUGGCCGAGGUGUUGGUGAUGCUGUUUGAUUACAAGAACAAACUGGUCUCCUUCCUCUACCGAAUUUUCAACACUGAGUUGGAGGCCCUUGAGAGCGGGCGUGCUAUAUUUAGAGGCAACUCCAUCGCAUGCAAAGUGCUUUCCUGCUCCUUCAAAACCUUCGGCCUCUACUACCUCCAGUCUGUCGUGAGGCCUCUCAUCCUGCAGCUGAUGAAGUCAGGUGACACAGACUACGAGGUGGACGCUUCUCGUUUGUCAGAUCCGUCCAAAUUGGAACAAAACAGGCAAAAUCUUCUCGAACUAGUGCAAACAUUCUAUAAGACAAUUCAGAAAUCUCUGCCCAGUCUCCCGCUGCAGUUGAGAACUGUCUGUCAUGUGCUAUACUCAGUGGUGGUGGCGCACCUUCCUGACGCGUCCCUGGAUACGGUCAACAGUGCCAUCUUCCUGAGGUUCGUCAACCCGGCCAUUGUGUCCCCUCAGAGUUACGGGCUCAUUCCUCAGGGGGAAGUCCCUAACAGCGUACGCAGGGGGCUCACCUUCCUGUCCAAGGUGCUGCAAAAUCUGGCCAAUCACGUACUGUUCCGCAAGGAGGCACACAUGAAAGUGUUCAACGAUUUCCUUGAGGAGAACUUCGAGGACUCUCGUCAGCUGGCCCUGGACAUGGCUAGUAUGGGGCCGUACAUUGAGGGGGAGGCGGGCGAAUACAUCGCCUUUCUCAAGGAGAGUUACAAACAUCGGAUACACUCUCUGCUCUGGAACAAUCAGGAGAAGAUCACUGCGUACACUGCGUCUAUUAGACUGAUUGUAUCGUCACGACAACUGUUUGAGGACAUGAACACGCUGAUGGCUCAGCUGGGGGCCCCCACCUACCGACGUAAGAGAGCAGCGGCCAGUCCCCGCAGUACCACCAUGAGUCAGCUGGAGGACUUCCUCGACAGUAUGGCCAACGAGUGCGAUGAGAAGACAUUGAGAGGACUCAAGGCUAACGAGAUAUUCUAUCAGGGAGGAUUAUCCAAACUGGGCAACCCCGUGUUCUACUUUAUUGUGAGGAAGUUCCGUGCUGACCAGCGUCGUGCGUCCAAUCAGGUCUUCUAUCACAUGAUCAGCCUCCUCAAGGCUCGGACAGAGAAAGUGUUUGAACUGGUCAUUGACCUCACCCAGUCGACACUCAUCAACGAGCCUGACCUGGAGCUACUGGUGAAAUUUGCAGCGUACGUACCAGAGCUAACGAUGAGCAGUAUCGAUGCCGUGUACUUCUACGGUGCUAACCUUGUGUUCAAACAGAGUGCAACAAAACUGGCCAGCGCGACUCGGAUAUUCUCCCAUAUCAAGGGUUCAAAGCGCAUUGUGAUGGUGGACAGUUUGUCGCGGUUCUCCGAGUUUAUUGAUCCAUUCGUACUGGAUCUACCCUCAGGCACUCUAGCAUUCGAGGAGGAGGGGAAGAUGGAGUUCACUAACAUUCGUUUCUUGAUGUUUAAACAAGUUCCCCUCCAAAUUCCCGCCACUCUACACAUAUGUGGGCGUGGUCUUGUCGUCUCCCUGGUGGAAAAGAUCAAAGUGUUCGAUAUACCCACCAUGCUACGGGAGAUCUACCACAUCAAAGACAUACGAGAUAUCUUCUCUGAGGACAAGGGAAGUCUAGUGGUGAAGUUCGCUGAUGGUCAGCUGCUCAAGUUGACCAGUCCAGACGCGGAAACCAUCGUCAAGGAAGUGAGCGUCACUAUCUCAAAAUGGCAGAACCAACAGCCGAGUCGCUACAUGUCUGAGAGAAAGUUGGAACCAAAAGACGUCCCAGGAACAUUCCUCAACCUAGCCCUACUCAACUUAGGCAGCACCUCGGCGACCUUACGCACCUCCGCCUACAAGCUCCUCUCAGCCGUCAAAGACACCUUUAAACUGAGGAUAGACCGCCAUCUUGAAUCCUCUCACGACUUAUGUAUCCCAAUGAACAGCUCUGAUUUUGUGGUGGGUGUCAGUCGAGAGUUGGCUCUUAAAGAACCUCAUCUGACGCUUGAGUUUUUGUCUGAAGUGGUUGCCGGGUUUCAGCAGUACACACCCGCCAUGAAGCAGCUGUGUCUCAUGUACAUGUCGCCAUGGUUGCCGAACUUGUCUCGGUUCUUUGCUGCUAUGAAUGAGUCUCCAGCUGACCACAAGAAAGUGACGAAGCUGAUCGACCUUCUGGUUGCACUGACGAUAUCAGAACAAGAGAUGUACCCACUGAUUCAGACCUAUAUCUGGUCUAUGGUGGGCUCUGAGACGGACCUCCUCAAGGGGUUCCUGGACAGCUUCAUGCGUAUGGGGCUGAGGGAGGGGCUCCGCUCUCGUAAGGUGGAGGUACUCGCUGACACCACCGUCUCCUUGGAGAAGGGACAAAUGGGUGUGGUUGCCACGGAGGUCAUCAAGAAGAUUCUUAAGACGGUUGCAUUGACAAGUGAGAAGGUCUCCCACAACCUGGACAAGCACCCCUACUGGUCAAAGCUCGCUGUGCUCUCACGAUUUCUACUGGCUCUGUCGUUCAACAAUAAAGUCAACAUCGAGAGCAACCUAGCUGACUUGCUCUACAUAUGUGUACUGCUCAUGGCGUACGGCUCUGUUUUUAUGAGGGCCACCAUUUAUGGCGUACUGGUCAACAUCAUCCAGUCCCUCGCCUCGCUACCACAAAUCCUGGCCAAUGAGGAAGCUCUCAAGAAGCUCUCACUGAAACUAGCCGAGUUCUCUGACCCAAAAUUCUACAUGCAGUUUGGGAUAUCCCACCCUGCCUCUGUGUCAGCGUACCCUCACGCCCACGAGAACUACACCUCCUCCAGACGUGGGGCAACUGAGGACGACUCGCUGAGUGCACAGUCUGUUAUCAUGGUGACAGAGCACCUGCUGGACGUGGUCAAGUCAUGCGAGGGUCUCAUGACCGAGUGCAAGUGGCUGUCUCGAUGGCAACGACUGGCCAGGAGGACAUCGUUCCAUUACAACCCAGCGCUACAGAGCCGCUCAUUCCUCAUGCUUGGAGUGAUCAGUCAGAAGGCGCCCACCAUCCUCAUCACCAAGACACUCUCCAUUCUCGAUGAGACGCUCGCUAGGGCUGACAAUGACGUGUCGCUAAUGGAGGCUCUCGCUCUUUGUCUUGCUCGUCUGGUCCCACUACUGGACGAGAACGCCAAGCUGAAUCACCACUUGUUCUGGGUGGCAGUGGGGGUGCUCCAGCUGGGAGACUCCGCCCUUUUUGCGGCUGGACUCAGUCUUUUAGAGGCAUGCAUCAAGAGACUGGUGGACAUACAAAUAUUCGAGAGUCAGAACCUAGCGGCAGUAAUGCAACCUGCCAGAGAUGCCAUGGAAUGGUCUCUCUCUCAAAUGGACAGAGAACUCGGGCUUUCAUUUUCCAACAGCUUCCAUUUUGCUCUUUCUGGCCUCCUCUAUAAGGGGUUUUCCCACCCGUUGUCGACAGUGAGGACAAGAACACAGGAGCUGUUGACCACGCUGUUCUUUGUGCAUAGCUCCGAGGCCAACACGAGUGCUGCUCCAGCUCCGAUAGAGGUGAACGACAACAACCUGGCGUACUUGACGGCCCUCUUUCCCCAGAGUGAGAUCAUGAGACACCAACUCAGUGACCAGAGGUUGAGACUGAAACCAGGCAGCUCCCUCUUCUUUGAGAAGGCGCAGCCUCAACGAUCAUACAGCAUUUUGCUCUCCACCGCAGUUAUUCCUGACGAAAAGACGCAAGUUCUAUUCCUCCUAACACUAGCCUCGGCUCUCAUUCAGACAAAGGACGAGGCAAUGAGUCUCCUUCUCUAUGAGUUCCUAGCCAACGCAAGUGAGGCCUUCAUCGACGUCUUUCCACUCAUCCACAAAGUGCUGGUGCAUCACAUGACCCUCAUGCUGCAACAGUGUCAGAACGCAGAGAUCCUGAAGCAGGUGCAGAGACUGGUGACCUCUGCACUCUCUCGCUCAAGCUCUGCCCCCACACUGGAUACUUCUUUAAUCAACAAUAUUGGAUUUGGUGGACUGUCUGUUUUCUUCAAUCCCUUUCCAAAGAGAGGUGUGGUCACUCCGACAACUCAAGGUACCCUCUUUCAAACCUACCUCAACUCACUCGUCCUCCAACUCUCUCCCAACGAGACCAGCCCUGGUCAUAUGACCAACAGCCUCAAGGGCUCGCUUGGCAAACUCUCUAUAAGCUCCACCUACUCAGCCAGUUCCAUACGAGACUACUACUCGCUCACCCCGCCCCCUCCUAGUGCCCCUCAGGUCAUGAGGAAAUCAAAGACAACACAUUUAGAUCAUCCGCUAGGGGAAUCAACAAGCACAGCCAGCUCACAGUCGAGUCUUCAAUCCACAACACGCCCACUUCCGAGAUCCCAGAGCCCCGACGAUGGUGUUCCCCCACCCACACAACAACCGUUGCUAUCGGUAACACGUUCGGAGAGCCCUGAGAGAAAACGCGAGGACGAGAGUCCAGGGGAGCUAUCAAUGGAUGAACUGGAUACGAGUGAUAUGGAAGAAACGGAACUAUGAGUAGUGUGUGAGGAAAUUAGGCAUUGUUCAACUCUUGUGUGUGUGUGUGACUGUUUGUCCACAAAUAAUUAGUAGUUUCAAAUUUUAUUUAUUUUCUUUUUGUGCACGUUUCAUUGCGUACAUUGCACAGUGUGUCGUACUAGUCUAAUCAUGUGAGCACAGUGUGUCAUUGCUAGUCUGGUCAUGUUUGUUUAUGUUUUCAUUUUCAGUUUUUGCCUUUCAUUUUCAGAAUCAAUAUUAUCCUUAUCCCCUUGUAUGCACUCAUAACCUGUGUGUUUCUGUGCAAUUAGCUCUCACUCUGUACAACUCGAUCUGUAUUAUUAAAUAUUGACAUUCUAAUUAACCGUAAA
Halichondria panicea is the source of this 8948-nucleotide messenger RNA. Its product is annotated as neurofibromin-like. Gene Ontology annotation, biological process: regulation of GTPase activity. The transcript has 47 exons. The record is from RefSeq and is a predicted model, not a curated record. Lineage: Eukaryota; Metazoa; Porifera; Demospongiae; Suberitida; Halichondriidae. Bases 229 to 8598 code for a protein of 2789 amino acids.